AUACCGAUCAGUAUUAAUGCUAACAAACGGCUGACUGAAUUGUUGUGUGUACCUUACAUUUACAUUUACCUUAUACAUUUAAACAUUUAUAAUAAAAAUUUAUAAACAUACCAGAAUACAUGUUUUUUCUUUUAGUAUCUGGAAGUUUUUUUAAUACAGUGUGCCAGUGAGUUUAUUGACAACGAUCUGUACAUUAUGGAGGAUGAUAAAAAAUCUGAAGUGGAAAAAGGGACAAGGAAAAAGUAUAAAGAUAUCCAAGGAUUACUUCCCAGUAAACCAAAGUGAUGUUUCUUACGACCCAAUGAACUACUACAGUAGUAUCUACCUGAAUACCUAAUCAGUAACAUAUAACCAAGACAAGAUAGCAUUUGGAAGCUUCACUAGAUGUAUUUCAAAUUUUAAUGCAAGGAACUAAACUUUAUCUAUUAUGAAUAAUAUUAUUUUUUAUAAACGUUCCAGAACAUCCAAAUAUCAAUAUAUUCAUUGUUUCAUAAUGACAUUACUCACUUCACUUGUAAUUUGUAUAAAUAAAGAAAAUAUUGUUUCAUAGUUAAAAUGGAAUACAAUACGAUAUUAAUACAUUAUGAAAUCACGGGCAUGUCCAUCGAUUCCGCGAAUCGUGCAGUUAUAUAAUUUGAUUUUUGUGUUAUAAGAUAAGAUAAAGUUUGCUAAAAGUACCAGUACGAUAGUAAAUCUCCAGAUUCUACUGAUACAUUUUCAUGGGGCGAACGACACAAACAAAUAUUACUUCUUUUCUUAUGCAUGGUUAUCGCAUACGCAAUGCGAGUAAAUUUGUCGGUUGGUAUUGUAGCCAUGACCGAUAAGUCAAGCGCCAAUCAAGAGUUUAUAGAGUUACACUGGAAUGAAUCAACAAAAAGCACAGUUUUAAGUUCAUUCUUUUGGGGCUAUCUAAUAACUCAAGUGUAUGCUGGACAAAUGGCACAGAAGUAUGGAGGAAAAUAUUUCUUAGUAGGUUCUAUAGGAGUCAGUGCCUUUCUAACAAUCAUCACUCCAAUAUCGGCAAUACACGGCGGUGUUGCAGCUAUGUGCUUAAACCGUAUGGUUCAAGGAAUGGCACAAGGUUUCAUAUUUCCUGUAAUAAAUGUUAUGUUAUCAAAAUGGGCACCCAAGUCUGAAAAAAGUCGUUUAGUUUCAUUUGUGUUUAGUGGCACACAAUUUGGUUCACUAGUUAUGCUUCCCGUAGCAGGAUUUUUGGCUAGUAGUGUAGGUGGUUGGCCGUCUAUAUUUUAUGUUGGAGGAGUGAUAGCUUUAGUAUGGGUUCUGGCUUGGUGUUUAAUGGGAGCUAACAGUCCAGCAGAACACCAUACCAUAAGUGAGGCAGAAAAAAAGUACAUAAUUACCUCAUUAAGUAAUACUACAUCGAAAAAGUUUUUGCCAACUCCAUGGAGCAAGAUAAUAAAAUCCAUGCCCAUGUGGACGCUUUUAAUCUCACAUAUGGCACAAAACUGGGGAUUUUGGAUUUUAUUAACGAACAUGCCAACUUAUAUCAAUUACAUACUGAAAUUUAACAUCAAAUCGAACGGAUUUUUAUCUGCACUACCUUACUUAAUCAUGUGGAUCCUGAUUAUACUGUUUUCUUGGAUAAGUGAUUAUAUUAAGAUAAAUAGUUUGAUGAGCGAUACAAAUCAAAGAAAAAUGUGGAAUAGUAUUGCUCAUUGGGGUGGAGCUUUAGCAUUGUUUGUCCUUUAUCUAUUUGAUACAUCAGCAAUGGAAGCAAUAAUAUUAUUGACUGUUGCUCUAAGUUUAAAUAGUGGAAUUUUCACAGGAUUUUUAACCAAUCACAUGGAUUUGGCACCAAAUUUCGCAGGCACAUUAAUGGGAAUUACUAAUAGUUUAGCUAAUAUAACUUCUAUAUUGGGACCCUUAUUAGUAGGGUUCAUUGUGACUGACAGUAGCAAUAAAGAGCAAUGGGGAAUGGUGUUUUUAUACUCUGCUGCUAUUUUCUUUGUAGGAAACCUAAUAUAUGUUAUAUUUGGAACAGCUGAAAUUCAACCAUGGAAUGAUUUAUCAAAUAGGAAUGAAAUUCAAGCUGAAGAUGCAAGUGAAAACUCAUGAAUUAAUAAAUUUAUUUUGAAUUAUUUGAAUAUAAAAAAUGUACUCUUAA
Sipha flava (yellow sugarcane aphid) is the source of this 2125-nucleotide messenger RNA. Its product is annotated as putative inorganic phosphate cotransporter. Gene Ontology annotation, cellular component: plasma membrane. Gene Ontology annotation, biological process: monoatomic anion transport; transmembrane transport. NCBI's taxonomy places the organism in Eukaryota, Metazoa, Arthropoda, Insecta, Hemiptera, Aphididae. Gene Ontology annotation, molecular function: transmembrane transporter activity. The record is from RefSeq and is a predicted model, not a curated record. The transcript has 9 exons. The coding region runs from base 763 to 2076 and encodes 437 amino acids.